UUCCCAUGCCAUUUUCCCAAACCAGUGUUAAAUUCCAUUAUUGAACCGAGGAACUGGGAAUCCACACGUGAUAGCUGAAUUCGUAGUUUGAACCUUGGCUUAUUCAUAAAACAGGAACACCCGAGUGUUUUUUUCCCUCUCUAUUUUAUUCGGAGGCGGCGCCAGCAUUAACGUGUGUGACAUUUUCACUGCCUAUCUGCCAAACGGGUUCUGGGGAAGACAAAAAACUAUUUUCUCUCCUCCCUUUUCGCCAAGUCCGCCAUCCUAAAAGAAAAAAGGCUGUAAAAUCAUCUAGUCAAGUUGCUAUUUUUUAGCGCGACAGACCUUCCGAGUAGGCUGUACACCGAGCCUAUAAAUAUAAACAAAACAGUGCAGGCUACUAGCCUGUGUACCGUGGAAGUGCGUUUCACUAAAAGACCGGACAUCUGAAACAAAAUUCUUUCUGCAAGACUGGCAUUUUUUCUGUGCAAAGCGCCAUGAAUAAGCUUUAUAUUGGCAACUUGAGCGAGGAAGCGAGCUCGGUGGAGUUGGAAAGUAUCUUCGAAGAGUGGAAGAUCCCUAUCAAUGGCCCAUUUCUUGUUAAAACUGGUUAUGCGUUUGUAGAUUGUCCAGAUGAAAAGUGGGCUAUGAAGGCCAUUGAUGCUCUCUCAGGUAAAGUAGAACUCCAUGGAAAACUCAUAGAAGUGGAAUAUUCAGUACCGAAAAGACAAAGGAACAGCAAGCUGCAGAUCCGGAAUGUCCCCCCUCACUUGCCGUGGGAGGUAUUGGAUGGCUUGCUGGCUCAGUACGGCACUGUAGAGAACUGUGAACAAGUGAACACUGAGACAGAGACGGCGGUUGUCAAUGUUAAAUAUGCCACAAAGGAGCAGGCCCGACAGGCAAUGGAGAAACUGAACGGGCACCAGAUGGAGGACUACACCCUGAAGGUGACCUACAUCCCGGAUGAGACUGCCCAGCAGGACGCUCCCCACACCGGGCGGCGAGGGGGUCCGGCCCGUGGGUCUCCCCGGCUCGGCUCCCCAGGUGCGGCGUCUGGUGCACGCCCCAAGCUGCAGCCGGAUGUUCCGCUACGGAUGCUGGUCCCCUCCCAGUUUGUGGGAGCGAUCAUCGGCAAGGAGGGGGCCACCAUCCGCAACAUCACCAAACAGACACAGUCUAAAAUUGAUAUUCACCGGAAGGAAAAUGCAGGUGCAUCCGAGAAGCCCAUCACUGUGCACUCCACGCCAGAAGGCUGCUCGGCUGCCUGUAAGACCAUCAUGGAAAUCAUCCAGAAGGAGGCACAAGACACCAACUAUACGGAAGACAUUCCCCUGAAGAUUCUCGCGCACAACAACUUCGUUGGCCGGUUGAUCGGCAAAGAAGGAAAGAACCUGAAGAAGAUCGAGCAGGACACGGACACGAAGAUCACCAUUUCCCCUCUGCAGGACCUCUCCCUGUACAACCCUGAGAGAACCAUCACUGUGAUGGGGUCCAUCGAGGCAUGUGCCAAGGCUGAGAGGGAAGUCAUGAAGAAGAUCAGAGAGUCUUACGAGAAUGACAUGGCAGCACUGAACCUCCAGUCAGACCUGAUCCCAGGGCUGAACCUGAAUGCGCUGGGUCUGUUCCCCUCCUCAUCCCCAGUCAUGGCUCCCUCCAUGAUGGCAGCCCCCGCUGUAGGAGGACAACCCGUACACUCAGCAUUCACGAGUGGCCCGUUUGGGAUCGAUGCGUUUUGGGCAUCAGCAGUGUCGGUGGGCGGCCAGCCCCCUGGUCAGCCACCAGAGUCAGAGACGGUCCAUUUGUUCAUCCCGGCACUGGCUGUUGGAGCCAUCAUUGGCAAACAGGGCCAGCACAUCAAGCAGCUGUCGCGGUUUACCGGGGCGUCAAUCAAGAUUGCUCCUGCUGAUGGACCUGACACCAAUCAGAGAAUGGUGAUCAUUACAGGCCCGGCUGAGGCCCAGUUCAAGGCUCAGGGAAGGAUAUUUGGGAAGCUGAAAGAAGAGAACUUUUUUGGACCUAAGGAGGAAGUGAAGCUGGAAGCCCAUAUAAAAGUCCCGUCUUCUGCUGCAGGCAGGGUGAUAGGCAAAGGUGGGAAAACGGUGAAUGAACUGCAGAACCUGUCCAGUGCAGAGGUGGUCGUCCCCAGAGACCAGACACCUGAUGAGAAUGACCAAGUCAUCGUCAAAAUCACUGGCCACUUCUAUGCAAGCCAGCUUGCUCAGCGGAAAAUUCAGGAAAUAUUGUCCCAGGUACAGAGGCAACAGCAGCAAAAACCCACACCUGGGGGUCAGCCCCCCCAGAGGAGGAAAUAGCUGGAUUUAGGACACUACCUAGGCACAUUGUGCACAUUGACAGCAGACCAAAGAGGAAGUAAAGGCGGCUUUUCAAUUGCUGUGAUGAUGACAGUGGAGCUCCCACACCCCCUCUCCACCUGUGGUGUACUGCCCUCUAGUGGUGGGUGCUUACCCCCAGCUAGCUUGGACUCAUCCUGGCAAGCCACACUUUACUUCAGGACCUGGGGGGUAAAGGAAUCCAAGACACCUUCACUGCCCUGCUGCUGUUAUUUAAUUGCCACUUCACUUUCCCAACAAUUUUUUUUUCCCCUCUGAAUGGUGUUUGAUAAGUUAAUUUCUUCUUAAUAUCCGUGGACUGUGGAAAAAAAGCAUUUCUCUCAUAGCUCCGUGUGUCAGGGUGGGGAAAGGGGUUCCAGGAAAGGGGGUGAGGGGCAGGGGACCUAGAGUACACAAGAGGUUACAGAAAUGGAAAGGAUCUUGUCAUGGUAUUGAUAGUGGAAUUUUAUAAAUUCAAGUGGAAUUUUUUUUAAUGUGCAUAAGACCACUGUCAGAGUUACCUAGAGGGGCAUGUUGAAUGGUGUUGGCCAGGGAAUACAUUUUAAUAUGCUUUUUACUAAACUACC
Messenger RNA from Megalops cyprinoides (Indo-Pacific tarpon), 2896 nucleotides. RefSeq names its product insulin-like growth factor 2 mRNA-binding protein 3. Gene Ontology annotation, cellular component: cytoplasm; nucleus; cytosol. Gene Ontology annotation, biological process: nervous system development; regulation of gene expression. The record is from RefSeq and is a predicted model, not a curated record. The transcript has 16 exons. Lineage: Eukaryota; Metazoa; Chordata; Actinopteri; Elopiformes; Megalopidae. Bases 477 to 2291 code for a protein of 604 amino acids. Gene Ontology annotation, molecular function: mRNA 3'-UTR binding.